This is a messenger RNA of Danio aesculapii, 8027 nucleotides long. RefSeq names its product leucine rich repeat (in FLII) interacting protein 1b (gene lrrfip1b). Lineage: Eukaryota; Metazoa; Chordata; Actinopteri; Cypriniformes; Danionidae. Gene Ontology annotation, molecular function: RNA polymerase II cis-regulatory region sequence-specific DNA binding; DNA-binding transcription factor activity, RNA polymerase II-specific. The record is from RefSeq and is a predicted model, not a curated record. The transcript is spliced from 21 exons. Gene Ontology annotation, biological process: regulation of transcription by RNA polymerase II. Bases 488 to 2239 code for a protein of 583 amino acids.
GUGUCUGCUGGAUCUUAGGGCCGCUCAUCAUCCGGGUUCGCUUUGCCCUAGAAACAAACGCCGUUCUGGUCUGACGACUUUUAUUCUUCAUUCCUCUGGUUUGACGUUUAACCGAACUGUUGGACGUGAUAUUACGGGAUGACCGGUUCCAUCCGCAGGAGUGCCUAGUCUAUCGUGCUCACGUCGCAUCAGCAAACUGUCAUUUCCCAUCCUAUCCGUGAUGUUUUGACAGAUCGAUGUGUCGUUUAAAUGUGCAACAGGCUCCCGCUAUAUAUUUAUGCGGAUUAUGGAGGCGACGGGGUAUCAGAGGAAAGAUGUGUCCUAGUGCUCUACAUCUUUUAGCUAGUGGUUACAGUAUAACCAUUUAUUAAUGCUGUUCACUAACGACUAUGCCACUUUGAAGGGUGAUAUUUGACCUGCACACAACUGAACAUCACUUCAGUCAUUUUUUUGUAGAGGUUUGUGACAGAAGAUAAGUGGAUUUUAAAUGGCAUCUCAAGUAACGGGGAGGAAAAGAAUCCCCAACCGGGAGAAACUAUCGGCGGAGGAUGAUGCUCUCAGUCAAAUAGCACGAGAGGCGGAGGCAAGAUUGGCAGCUAAACGGGCAGCCCGGGCAGAAGCUCGAGAAAUCCGUAUGAAGGAACUGGAGAGGCAACAGAAAGAGAUAUAUCAAGCGCAAAAGAAAUACUAUGGGCUGGACAGCAAAUGGGGCCAUAUUGAACAGUGGAUGGAGGACAGUGAGCGGUAUUCCCGCCACACUCGGAGACAUACCUCGAUAUCAGAUGAUGAAGAGCGGAUGUCUGUUGGCAGUCGGGGCAGUUUGAGGGGCAACCACACAGAUCUCUGCAGCAGCACCAGCAGUCUGACUUCAGCCAGACUACAAAAUGGACGGGGGUCUCUGCAUGAAGAGAGCUCAUACUCUGCCACUAGGCGUUUCAGUGGCUCCAGCGCUAGAGGCCCUUCAGACUACAAUGGCUUUCUGGGCUCCAGUUCUAGGGCCUCAUCUAGGGCAAGUUCGGCCCGUGCCAGCCCAGUGGUGGAAGAAAGGUCAGACUUUCUGGAAAAGGGGUCCAGAACAGCAUCCACCCUCUCUGCUGCAACUCUAGCCUCUCUGGGCGGAGGCUUAUCCAGAAGAGGGAGCUGUGAUACCUCCAUUUCAGCUGACACCGAGGCCUCCAUAAGGGAAAUGAAGGACUCGUUGGUAGAGGUGGAAGAGAAGUACCGUAAAGCCAUGGUGUCCAUCGCACAGCUGGACAAUGAGAAGACAAAUAUGAUGUAUCAGGUGGACACACUGAGAGACACUCUGUCGGAGCUGGAGGAACUUCUUUGUGAGACACAGAGAGAGCGUGAGGAGAAAACCAGGGAGUGUGAGCGAGAACGUCAUGCGCACAAUGUCUUGAAGUUCCAGUUUGAGGAGAUGAAGGAAACGCUGAAGCAGAGUGAAGAACUGCUGACGGAAGCCCAACAGUCUCGUGGGAAGCAUGCAGACUAUAUUAGAGAGAUCUCUGACCUCCAAGAAACAUUGGAAUGGAAAGAUAAAAAGAUCCUGGCUUUAGAGAGGCAGAAGGAAUAUUCAGACAUUUUCCAUGAUGAACGGGAGACACUCAGAGACGAGGUUUGCCGGCUUAGGGAUGCUCUCAAGAAAAAUGGCAUCGUGAUGGGAUCCGAGGUGACGGCCAAUGGGGAAGUAGCAGACGGGGCUAUUGAUAGGCAUGUUGAUGCUGAAACAGCCUCUCGAUUGAAUCAGGACUUGUCAAGUGGAGACAGCAUGUUAGAGAUCAGAUUGAGGAAGCUCAUGGAAGAAAGAGAGAGCUUGCUUGACCAGGUGCGGAAGCUUAAAGCUAAUGCAGAGCAGAAACAGAAAAAUGGCACAGAAGAAACGGGAAGCGCGGAUGAGGAUGACCUACAAAAUGGUCUGGACCCUCAUAUCCUAGAUCUGCAGAGAGAUGCUAACAGGCAGAUCAGUGACCUGAAAUUCAAGCUAGUCAAAUCUGAACAAGAAGUCACAGCACUUGAACAAAAUAUCAUUCGGCUGGAGGGUCAGGUGGGCCGAUAUAAGACAUCAGCUGAGGCUGCGGAGAAGGUGGAAGAUGAACUAAAAGUGGAGAAGCGGAAGUUACAGAGGGAGUUGAGGUCUGCACUUGACCGAAUCGAUGAGCUGGAAGCAAGCAACAGCCACCUCACGAAGAGACUAGAGAAGAUGAAGGCCAAUCGGAGUGCACUUCUGGCACAGCAGUGAUGCCCGCCUGUGCUCACUCAACAGUCAGGGCAUGAUUCCCAUCGCUCACUGGCACCAGUGAUCCGCCACGAAUAUACAACUAAAACUUCAAACAAAAUCAGAUUAGCUCAACCACACAGCAAUCAUGCUAAUUCCGACUUCAAAAAAUAUAUAUAGAUGACUGACAGACAUAAACAUCAACCUAGUUAGUUUCCAAGCGGAGGACAUAUCAAACAAACAAUCCUGAGUCUCAUUAAAGUGACCUUUGGUUUGGAUUUGCAGAAUUCAGGCCCUCAAUGAGCUCUCAGCACUUGUAAUGGAUUCUGUGUCUACAAACAAACUCAGAGCACAGCUAAGGUGUGUGGACAUGGACUUACAUUAGCAGAUCAUGCACUUUACCUCUGCAUCAGUAUUCAAAUUUAUGUUAUUCGGAAAUGGUAGAAGGAACUGUUUUGCAUAAUGAGGUAAUGGAAUAUGUGUAGUCUGAAGAUGAAAAGAUUGAAUGUAUGCUCUCACCUAGAGCCAGCUGUGUGCUUUUCUGCACUUUUUGUGCUGACAGGGAGUGUCGGUCAUACUAUCAACAGCAGGACAUGUGUGAUAUCAGUUUUUGAUUGAGGAAUUGUUGUAAUGUCCAUUUUGUUAUACGCCAAAUCUUGUGUGUUUGUGCUAUUCCGUACAUAAAUGUGUUGGACUAGCACCUCAUGAUGUUAGCCAUUUUUGUUUACAAGCUAAUGAUGAGUAAAGAUCCUGAGAAACCUGUUAGGACGUGACUACAAACAAUGCAAUAACAAUGUCAAUAGAGCCCAAUGGAUUAUAUUUGUCAAAAGUAGAGCUUGAAUACGUCCUGUUACACAUGUUCUCAGCUUCUGCAGUUAUAUUUUGCUUUAGGGGUGCUCACACAACAGUUUCAUCUAAAAAUAGAAUCGAUUUUAUACAUUUUUGGUGUUUAUUUACAUUCCAACUCUAUUUUUAAGACCUGAAAAGUUUUGAAAUACAAGUUUAGCUGCCUUCUUGUCAUCUUUUAAUUGCUGUAAUUUGUAUGUGACAGCAUGCCUUGUUCUGCUAUGAGCUGUUUAUGUCUUUUGACUAGGGCUGUGUCUGAAAGCUUAGGCAGCUGACUUAUUACCUCGCUGCUAGGCAUAGGCUUGUCAUGAUAAAUAAUAAUUCUUGUACGAUAUCUCACAGAAAUGAUUGUGAUUAGCAAUAUUAUUGUCAUUAAAAAUCAAUUUAUGUCCUUGUAUAAUGAUAAUACAACAGAAAAAUACAACCCAGGCUUAUUUUGAAAGAGUACCACUACAUACAUUUCUGGAGAGCGUCAAAUUUGUCCCAGGAGCUAUGUUUUUUUGCAGUUUUUGUUUUCACAAUCCACUAGAGGCUGCUAUGUACACUUUUUGAGAUCUCAAAUUUCUCUCGAGAGUGCCAUUCGCACCUGCUGUUCUUGCGCAAAUCCACCAGAGGCAGCUGUCGACUGACUGACUGUCUGGCUGACCCACCCUCCUCCUUCCCAAAACUGUGUUUUCAAAAGCACAGAUUGACCCGCCCACCCACUUUCCUAAACCCAACCAUUAGUUUUAAAAAGCAAUCAAGAAAAAGAAAAGCCCUCGCAUGAUUUUUUUCAGAUUUUACCACAUUCUCACCCUGUUAUUUACUUGAUUAUUACAUUUUUUGGCAUUCUGUUUUUGUCUUACCCACUUCCUGGAACCGUUCUUUGCCAGACUUGAACCCUGUUGUCAUGGUCAACUCCUCUCUGCGUCUCAAGUCCUCCGACGGACAUAGCAAGCUACUGGGCAAACUGCUAACAGCGGGAAAGCUGUCCAUAUGGCGUCAUACCGCCUUGUAUUGUUAGGGUCAGACCCAGUCCUUAUGUUCAACUCUGCUCUGCGACUAAAUUCUAAAUGCGUCAAGUUACUGGGCAAACAGGUAACGGCGGAAAAGCUGUCCACACGGAGGUAAGCGGUCAGCUGGUAAGCGUGGAAAGAAACGGCAUCAUAUCACCCCCUAGCAUUUGUUUUAAAGACGAAAUGCAGUCAUACGUACUUCUGGCUACAUAAUUCGCAAUCUCCAGAAAUGUAUAUAGGGCUACGUUUUCAGAAUGCGCCUAUGUUGGAAUAAUAAUGCAAAUUAGGACAGACUUCUCAUCGUUAAGGUUAUUAAGGUGUCUUGAUAUAAAAAUCGACACUGGUGAUGGUUGCUGUGAAAUAGCUUUAACGUUAUUUGUGAAAGUGCGCCAUUUUGCAUUGUCACUAUGAUAUUGAAUUGCAGCUUUGAAACAGAGCUCAUGGACAGCUUCUUCCAAACCGUCAGUAGUUAGCAGGAAAAUUCACCUUUUCUUCAGCUGUUAGUGAGCAUUGUUUCUAAAAGGGUUGCCACUCACUGACUCCCCCAACAGAGAUUUUUUAUAUAAGGCAAAAUUGAUUGAGGUUAUGUCCAUGUAUUCCAUGAUGAGCCAAUAUGUUGAUUAUUAUGACAGGCCUAAUGCCUCAUUCACACUAGCAACGACUUUGUAGCUGACUGUCGCUCUGGGUGGCAAACUGCUUCAAACGCAGGUCUGUGUAGGUUUAUACAGCAUGAAUCCAACUGGCCUCUGAGCAAGCUGAGAGAGGAUUACGUGAGCUCUACUGCUGCUCCUAUUGGCUGCCGCUCAAGAAAUUUGCUCUUUAUUUGCAUAAAGUUAAAGGAUUCUCAACUUUGUCGCGUUGCUCGACAUGCCCACACGAUCGCCAAAGGUCGCUGUCACUGGCGUAGAUGGAGGUCGUCGCAAGUCGCUCAAGCCGCUUUUCAACUGCACACAACAUUAGACACAACUGUUGGAAUACUCCCCCUUAUGGCAGUCACACAGAAUUUUCAGUUUUAUGGUGCACCAUGGGAGAGAAGCUGAUUUUUGCAGUGUCCGGGAAAAGGAGUGCAAAAAGAGCCUUUAUUCUCCGUGCAUUCACCAUGGUUGAAUGAAUGAAUAAAUGAAUACUAGAAACUCAUAGACCGCAAAAGAUUUUGAAGGGAAUGUGGAGAGUUUUUUUUUUUAUUACUCAUUUAUGAAUAGAAAUGCUUUUUUUAAUGUAGACUUUUUUCUGUUUCCAAAAAUAACUAAAAAAAUGACUAUUUCUUAUCUCGUGCGCACAGAUCUGACACAGAUUGGACAACACUGGAAUACAGCACAUUCGGUCGGCAGGUCACAUAUGGUCUAGUUGCAGGAGUUCAAAUAUUUCAACAUAUCCACAGCUCAAAUCAGAUCUGAAUUUUCCACAUACGGAGAUGAUCGGAACUCCACACUACUCUCCAUUGAAAAUGAACGACUUCCGGUCUGUCGCUUGUUUUGUGCAGUGAAAAGGCGGCUUCACUCUCUGUUGAAAUGAACGGUCGUGUGACAAUUUGAGGCUGCGAGUUGCUUGUAGUGUGAAUGAGGCUCAAAAUAGGUUCCCGUUUGUGUUAGUAGCGGUUAUAAAAUAAAAUAAAUGGGGCAUAAAGUGAGCCACAUAUUAUUUAUCAUCUGUUAAUUUUUAUCGUAAAAUUGAUUUCAGUCAGAUAUCUGAGACAAUUUAACCCUGUACAACACAAUAGAGAAAGCAUUGAGGGACUAUUUGCUUGCCGAUUUUUUUAGCUCAAGUGUCAGGAAUGGAACGCAAUGGGCUAUAUGCACAGCUAGUGUUUUUCAGCCAAUGAUGAACUUCCAGUGAAUGCUUUAUGUGACUAUUUUCAAUUUCAUAUGGUUCCUUUUACAGCAUCAAUGUUGUAUUGUAAUUACAAUAUAUUCAGUUAAAUAGACUUAAGCAUCCAUUUCAUUGUUAAAGCGUAAAAAAAGAUGAAAAAACGUUUAAAUGCAGUCGCAGGUUAGCACAGUAAUUCUAUUGAAAAUACUGGGGUGAAAUUCAUUUCCAAAUUUUAAAGACAUGGCAUGGAAAAAUAUAAUUUAAUGCAGUGCUUCUUGUUUUGGUCUUUAUAUCGUAUAUCAGCCAGGCAGUGAAGAUCGCUGUUUUUUAAAGAAAUCAGAUCUUAAACACAGUUAUUUUUGUCUGGGAUGACAAUUAGCUGGAAACUGACUGAAAUUAAAAGUCUGUGUGCAUAUACCGCAUUCAAUUAAAUUUUGAAUGCGGUGAAGUACACAUAUAUAUGCAGCCUUCAAAAUUCUAUCAGAAGAACACCUCCUAAGACAGGAAGUGAUGCAGAAUUUAAAUUCAGUUGUGCAUUGAUGUUGCCUUGGAAUUGUGUAUUUCUAUAACAUAAUAUGUGGUUCUCAAUCUCAAUGGUUCUCAGAAAAUCUCAGUUUACAAGCUGUGGGUGGUCGCGUGCACUUUAAAAUAGUUGGAAUUUUGUAAUUAUGGCUAUUAUGAUGUGACAUGAAUGUAGCUUUUAAACUAUUGUUUACUACCAUUAUCUUCAUCAUGUAAACUACAGAAAUGCAAAUCUGGGUAAAUGGAAAUGUCAUGCGCAUAGUGAUAGUGUCAGUUAUUACCCAGUUUAUUACCAAGUAAUGACAAGUACAUAUUAUAUACAUGUAAAACAGGUCUGUAAUAUAUGAGCAAUAUCACAUGUGUAGCAGCGCGAUAAGGCUGUAUAUCAGCACUGGUGGGAGGCGUACUUUGGCAUGAGGCUGCAGGCUGAGUGCCUUAUUGUCCCACCAGUGACAAUAUACAGCCAUGUCGCAUUGCUACGAGUGUGAUAUUGCAUUUGUACAACAGUUUGAUGGCAUAAUCAUGUAUUUAAAAAAAAGAAAAUCAAACACAAAGAGUCUAAAAAUCCUUUUGUAUGAGGAACUUCUUUCUUCUGCCACUCAUUCACGUCUGCAGCUGACAUCAGAACAGCAGAAACUAUUGCCAGUUCACAAAUGUCACUUUAGAGCUAGUAUUUAAAUGAUUCUCUAGCGUAAUGUCUAAAGUGAUAACAAAACAGGUUAUUUUGCUGUCAUUUUAAGAUUGUAAGGCUGAACAGCAUGAAAUGCCAUCAGUCUUGAGAUAUUUCCCAGUAUUUCUGUUGCAAUCAGGAUAUCACAGUAAUCAACCUCGAAAAAGCCAAAGCAAAGCAAACACUACCAGACUAUGGUAUAAAUACAGCACUACAACAUACAAAAGACAGAGAUCGACUUAGAAAGUCACUGUUAUAUAAUGUUUUGAUCAGGUGUAGUUUGAAAUUACGCUGAGUUUUUCUCCUCUAAGGGCUUAUCAUGCGGUCUCUGUCGCCAUCUUGUGGUGGAACGUCAACCGUCUUUGCUCUGCUCAGUAUGACAGGCUGAUGGAUGCAGACACGCUGAAAUCUCUGAAAUUAUAAAUAUUUCAAAUACAGGCACUAUCCUUGUGAAUGAACUGCAUAGUUCCAAUCUAAACAACUAUAUUUUAUAUAAUAUAUAUCUAAAAAAGCCUCAAAUGUACAUUAUGUUGUCCAACAGCUGCCAUAUUUGUCAAACUGUAGUGAGUUUAUUGAUCUGCUGUCACUAAAUGGGCGAAGUAAUACAGAAGGGUGAGGAGGCUGUAUGAGUUCUGAUAUUGCAGAAUAUCGCUUGGCUAUCAACCAAUCAGAUUCGAGAACCAGACAGAACUAUUGUAUAAAUAUAAAUAUAUAUUACAAACCUACACUUAUUUGUUGUGUAAGCACACCUGAAGAGAAUAACUGUUAUAAUUUUGCAUAUCUAUUCAAGUGGGCCAAACUAUGAAAAUACUUUUGUUUUAUAUGCAGGUUGUAGGCCAUCAUCUCACAUUCUGUGAGAUAAUAAAAAAGUUGCAGAGGCUUUGGUCAGUGUAAAAUGGUAAAUAAGUCAGAGAGUAAGCACAGCUGAUCAUUCGGAUACCGUCUCAUGUCCAGUUUAAACUCAGAACAU